AUGCUCAACGGUCGCAGGGACUUCCAGUCGGUACGAACUGUGAUCCUGGAGUUGGACGUUUCAGAAAAGCAGGUUCUUCCGAGGCCGCCGACGGUUCAGAGUUCCUCGAAGCCGACUUUCGUGGUCACAGAGGAGCCUGCCGAGGACGAAAUCGAGCAUGAGGACGAGACGUGCACUCCGUUCUUCGAGACAGAGUUCGAGGAGGACGAGCUUCACGCCAUUGUGGUUUCGCUUGACUCUCAGGAUCUGGCCGAGGAUGAGAUAGUGAACAUGUUUGCCAAAGUGACUUCGGGCAUUCGACAAUGGAGAGAGGACUGCAAGAAGCCGAUUAGGAGCAAGGGCGGCCGACUCAAGGAAAAAGGCGCUGUGGGAGCCUCGUACUGCUUCCAUAUCUCGUCGGACGCCGACCAGACAGGCUGUUCGUGGGCCAGCUUCGACGAGUUCCUGAACCUCGCCGAGCUUUCGAGUGUGGCGGUUCCCUUGCGUGACGAGAUCCCCCUCGCUAACGUGGGCACCUUAGCAUUGGCUGAUACAGCCGCUGGACAAGCACUGGUGGGAUCUCCAGAUCUUGAGCGGAUGGUCAGGGCCUUCAAGAAGCGCGGCUACAAGAUCCAUGUCAACAAGGGCGAGACCAACCUCCCGGCCGCGAACGGACUUGGUGGCAAGUCUACUCCGGUCGGCAAG
Prorocentrum cordatum is the source of this 684-nucleotide messenger RNA. NCBI's taxonomy places the organism in Eukaryota, Dinophyceae, Prorocentrales, Prorocentraceae. The record is from the annotation of a GenBank genome assembly.